ACAGGCUCCAAGCAUCAGUGCAAAUGGUGCAAACGAUGAAGGUUAUGUUGCAUACAGCGGAUUUUGCUUAAAAUAAGGUAAAGAAGGUCCAGCGGCCACCAUGUAUGGCUUCGUGAAUCACGCCUUGGAACUCCUCGUUUUGAGGAAUUAUGGCCCGGAAGUUUGGGAAGACAUCAAACGUGAGGCCCAGCUCGAUAUUGAGGGACAGUUCCUCGUUAGAAUAAUUUAUGAGGAUGCCAAAACCUAUGACCUUGUGGCGGCUGCAAGUAAAGUUUUAAAGAUUGACGCCGGAGACAUUUUGCAACUCUUCGGCAAAAUGUUCUUUGAGUUUUGCCAAGAAUCUGGCUAUGACACUAUCCUGCGAGUGUUAGGAUCCAAUGUUCGUGAAUUCCUGCAGAACCUGGAUGCGCUACAUGACCAUCUCGGCACCAUUUAUCCUGGAAUGAGGGCCCCUUCAUUCCGCUGCACUGAUGCGGAGAAAGGAAACAACCUGAUUCUUCACUAUUACUCGGAGAGGGAGGGCCUGCAGGACAUAGUGAUCGGCAUCAUCAAAACUGUGGCUCAACAGAUCCAUGGCACAGAGAUAGAGAUGAAGAUGAUCCAGCCUAAAAGCGAGGAAUGUGACCACAUUAAGUUCCUGAUCGAGGAGAAGGACUCGGAGGAGGAGGCGUUCUAUGAAGAUCUGGACGGGUUUGAGGAGAAUGGGACACAGGAGACUCGCAUCAGCCCCUACACCUUCUGCAAGGCCUUCCCCUUUCACCUCAUGUUCGACAAAGAUCUGAUGCUCACGCAGUGUGGGAACGCAAUUUACCGCGUCCUGCCUCAGCUUCAACCCGGGAGCUGUAUCCUUCCCUCUGUGUUUUCUUUGGUUCGCCCUCACAUUGACUUCAGCUAUCACGGCAUUCUUUCCCACAUCAACACUGUCUUUGUCCUUAGAAGCAAGGAGGGCCUUCUGAAUGUGGAGACCGUGGAGAAUGAAGAUGAGCUGACUGGCGUUGAGAUCAGCUGUCUGCGAUUGAAAGGACAGAUGAUUUACCUGCCCGAGGCCGAGAACAUCCUUUUUCUUUGCUCUCCCAGUGUCAUGAACCUGGAUGAUUUGACGCGGAGGGGGCUUUACCUGAGUGACAUCCCCCUCCACGAUGCCACGCGUGACCUGGUGUUGUUGGGGGAGCAGUUUCGUGAGGAGUACAAACUGACCCAAGAGCUGGAGAUUCUCACCGACCGCCUGCAGCACACUCUGAGAGCUCUGGAGGACGAGAAGAAGAAGACUGACAGGCUGCUUUACUCUGUGCUGCCUCCAUCUGUUGCCAAUGAGCUGCGUCACAAAAGACCCGUCCCAGCCAAACGCUAUGACAACGUUACCAUCCUCUUCAGCGGCAUCGUGGGCUUUAAUACCUUCUGUAGCAAGCACGCCUCGGCCGAAGGAGCCAUCAAGAUCGUCAACCUGCUCAAUGAUGUUUACACGCGCUUUGACAUCCUGACAGACUCCAGGAAGAACCCCUAUGUGUACAAGGUGGAGACGGUUGGCGAUAAAUAUAUGACUGUGAGUGGUCUGCCGGAGCCGUGCACCCACCACGCCAAGUCUAUCUGCCACCUCGCGCUGGAUAUGAUGGAGAUCGCCGAACAAGUGAAAGUGGACGAUGAGCCAGUUCAGAUUACUAUCGGGAUUCACACAGGAGAAGUUGUAACUGGAGUGAUUGGCCAAAGGAUGCCUCGAUACUGCCUUUUCGGAAACACGGUUAAUCUCACAAGUCGCACAGAAACAACCGGUGAAAAAGGGAAGAUAAAUGUCUCUGAGUACACUUACCGGUGUUUGCAGUCUGCGGAAAAUGCCGACCCCCAGUUUCUCCUGGAAUAUAGAGGCCCCGUCACCAUGAAAGGAAAGAGUGAACCCAUGAAGGUGUGGUUUCUCUCCAGGAAGUCCACAGACACAGAGUCCACCACGAAAUAAAGCUUAAUUCACUGUCCCGGAUGUACAAAACAACUUAAAGGUGCAUUGUGUAACUUUUCUGGUGGAGAUGUUAUUGUUAUUUAUUGAUGUUAUUGUCUGGAAUGUUUCACAGUAUGGUAUUAAACAAUUUUAUCGUCAUGGAGACCAAAUCAGGCCAAGUUACAGGUCAGAUUUGUGGAAAGGCGACCCCGCUCUCAGCCAGAAUGCCUGUUUUUUUUUUUAGGGAUUUUUGAGCUAAAAAACACCUGCAAUUGAAUAAAUGCAUGGUAGAACGGUUUAAAGUCAUACUGUGGAACAUUCCAGGCUGAGCAAUGACAUCUCCAUAGAAACAAGCAGGUUACGGACCGCCAAUCAAAAAGUUACACAGUGCACCUUUAAAAUAUAACUCAUGUUUUUAACUAUUUCAGACUUGUGAGAUUAGUCUUGGAUUAGUCUUGUAAAAGUGUUUUAUUAUUAAGCUACUUAUUUAAAGAGAUACAUUACCCUUUUUAGUUCUGAGAGAUGAGAUGAGACACUUAAAUCUGAUUUUUAUUACUUUUAAAUUGCUUUAAAAAAAAGAGUGUUUUAUUCUAUUAGCAGAUGAGACACGCUGCAAAAACCAAAAUCUAGCCAAGUUAAAAUUACUUGAAUGAAGAAAGUUUUAUCAUGAUUUGAGUACAUUUCAUUUGACAAGUAAAAUUAUCAACCAUAACAACAAGAUUUUUGUACUUAAAACAUGAAAAUACAUCUUGCUACACUUAUGAGAAGAAUAACAACUCUUUGCACUUAAAAUAAAAAAACUAAAUCUUAUUUCAUCUUAUUCCAUUGGUAGAUCAUUUUACUUGACAAGUUGAAUCUACCGUAUUUUUUGGACAAUAAGGCACGCUUAAAAUCCGUUAAUUUUCUCAAAAAUCGACAGUGCACCUUGUAUUCCAGUGCACCUUAUCUAUGAAAAUAGAAAAGAGAAUUCAACAUUAUUGGUGUUGUGUCUUAUAAUCCAGCGUGCUUUAUAAUCCGGAAAAUACGGUACUCAAAUAAAAUAAAAUGUUCUUAAUUGAAGUCAUUUUAACUUACCUAAAUAUUGUUUUUUGCAGCGCACAUAGAAUAGAUUUUACUGUUUUACUGUGCUUUAAAAAAUAGAGCUAUACUUACAAUAUUAAAAAAAAGAAAGAUUGGUUAUGUUAAUUUUAUAGUCACUGAUUUGUAGUAAAAACAACACAAAAUGCUUAGAGAGUGUACAGUGGUGUGUUAGAUAUACUUAAUAUUUUAGAGAGGUUGAUAAUGAACAAAAUAAUAGAUUAAUUACAGUAAUAUAAAGAUUAAAUAUAUGACUCAUUUGUAUGCGACAUCCUACAGCGAAAUAGUAAUUUUGUUUGUAAAAGUUAUAUAUAUUUACAUGGCAUUUUGUAGCUGUUGUAUCAGACAUCUUUGUAUGUUAUUGAGACACAAAAACACUUUAAAGGUGCAUUGUGUAAGUUUUAUGGUAGAGGGCCUCCCACCUGUUUGUCUCCAUGGUGAUAUUAUUGCUUUGCCUUGAAUGUUCCACAAUGUGACAUAAAACUUAUCUAACUCCAUGAAAACAGGCAGUUACAGGUCAGAUCUGUGGAGAGAUAUGCCCGCUCAUGGCAUGUUUUUCAAGGUAUUUUGAGCAAUAAAACACUGUUAAUGAAUAAAUGUUAGACAGAUGUUUAAUGCCGUACUGUGGAACAUCCAAGACAAAACAGUAACUUUUAUGGAGACGAGCAGGCGGCAGACCUACAUCAGAAAAAUUACAUAGUGCACAUUUAGUCACACUCUGAAAUGAGUCCAGCAGUAGUUUUAAAUAUCGCCAGUUUUGGGACGAAAACUAUGAAAAUGUUUUUAGUCACAGAAUUCUGAAUAUCUGCAUUAAAUGGUCCAUAUUACGCUGUUUUCUGAUCUCUGUUAUGUUGUUUCCUCAUCAAAAAACUAACACAAACGACCACUUCAUGACAUCACAAGGUGGAACAGAGCAUUUUGAGCCUUGGAGAUGUAGACAGACUAAUAAUAAAGUGUUACUCAAGACAUGUGUGAAUGAAACAAAACACAACUCCCGGUGUGUUUUUGAGGAGGUAAUAAUAAUAUAAAGCUCACAAGAGUCAAUUUGGUUGUUAUAUAGUUUCUUUAAAAUGUAUUUUGUAACAUAUUCUGAUACAUGGUCCACACAGAGUACUGUAUUCUGAAUAUUUGGAAUACUUUUACAAUAAGUUGCAUUAUAUUCUAGUUAAAAACCAACACUGUUUUAUUUUGGUUGCCCUGUUUAUCAUGCCUUUUUAUUGAGUUCAAAGCCAAGAUUACAUGAUAAAAUACCGCCGUGUAUUCCUGUUAAUUUAGGAAAGUAACUGUAAUUAACUGUACCGAAAGUACUUAAAAUUUGUAUUCUGAAUGCAUCUUUACAGUACAUGUAUCCAGUUACUUACCAACACUGAACAUAGCAGUAGAAUAUAUUUUAAUUUUAUUUAAUCUGUGCCACUUAUGUACCUUCAUGCACACUACCUUGUCUCCUGUUGCAAUAUUUAAAAUCCUACUGUCUAAUCUUACAAUGUUUUGAAUCUAUUUAUUGUAGACUACAUGGUAUUUAUUUUGCACAAGUUAUACUACAAUUAUAACUGACUAUACUACUUUUAUUUGUUCACAGAAUAUUGUUGUGCAACAUUUAUUUCACUUAAUAUAUUACUAUAUUUUUGUUUAUUCU
This is a messenger RNA of Boleophthalmus pectinirostris (great blue-spotted mudskipper), 4643 nucleotides long. RefSeq names its product guanylate cyclase 1 soluble subunit beta 1 (gene gucy1b1). Gene Ontology annotation, molecular function: guanylate cyclase activity; heme binding. Gene Ontology annotation, biological process: cGMP biosynthetic process; response to oxygen levels. The transcript has 13 exons. Gene Ontology annotation, cellular component: guanylate cyclase complex, soluble. The record is from RefSeq and is a predicted model, not a curated record. Bases 101 to 1951 code for a protein of 616 amino acids. NCBI's taxonomy places the organism in Eukaryota, Metazoa, Chordata, Actinopteri, Gobiiformes, Gobiidae.